This is a messenger RNA of Armigeres subalbatus, 1083 nucleotides long. RefSeq lists its product as uncharacterized. The record is from RefSeq and is a predicted model, not a curated record. NCBI's taxonomy places the organism in Eukaryota, Metazoa, Arthropoda, Insecta, Diptera, Culicidae. Gene Ontology annotation, molecular function: nucleic acid binding. The transcript has a single exon. Gene Ontology annotation, biological process: DNA integration. The coding region runs from base 1 to 1083 and encodes 360 amino acids.
AUGCGGAAAAUACGUUCUCCCCAAGGAAGUGGGUGUGUGCUGCAGGGUCAUGAAAUCCGUAAAGCCGAGUUCACACUGAUACGACAAGCCCAGACGCAAGCCUAUCCCGACGAGAUAGAAACAUUAAAACAACAUGGAAUCGUCAGCAAGUCCAGUUCAAUAUACCGACUAAGCCCAUUUAUGGAUUCUAUGGGUACUAUCCGCAUGGGGAGUCGAAUCGAAGCAGCACCAGAAUCGGCGUACCCAGCAAAGUAUCCCGUUAUACUUCCUAAACAGCAUUCCAUCACUACACUCAUUAUCGACAACAUGCAUCGACGCCCGCUACAUGCCAAUAAUGAAACAGUCCAUAACGAAAUGCGCCAGCAAUACUAUGUCGCCAGUCUGCGUACUUUGAUUCGCAAAGUGUCUCGAAAUUGCCAGUUUUGCAAAAUAAGGAAAGCAGUUCCCAAACCCCCGAUGAUGGCAUCGCUACCUAGGGUUCGACUCACGCCGUUCGUGCGUGCAUUCACGUACGUCGGAGUGGACUAUUUUGGACCGGUGGAAGUGAAAAUCGGCCGAAGUCUGGUGAAGCGGUGGGUGGCUCUAUUUACUUGUCUAACUGUGAGAGCCAUCCACCUAGAAGUUACCCAUAGUCUAUCAUCACAAUCAUGUAUCAUGGCUUUCCGACGAUUUAUCGCAAGACGAGGCGCACCACGUGAAGUAUAUUCGGACAAUGGAACGAACUUCAUAGGAGCAAGCCGUCAGUUAUCCGAGGAGCAACACAAGAUGCAACAAGUGAAUAAGGACUGUGCUACAACAUUCACGAAUGCCCAUACCACCUGGUAUUUCAACGUUCCUGCUGCGCCACAUAUGGGUGGGCCGUGGGAGCGAUUAGUAAGAUCCGUGAAAACAGCUAUGAAAGUAAUUUCCGAUUGUAAGACACACCCCAGCGAUGAAGUGCUUGAGACGGUAUUACUGGAAGCGGAAGGAGUAAUCAAUUCUCGUCCGCUAACAUACGUACCACUUGAUGAUGCAGACGCCGAGGCCCUGACCCUAACCACUUUUUGCUGUACGGGUCCAACGGUGUUAAUCAGCCUGAGUUAG